Messenger RNA from Pecten maximus, 1099 nucleotides. Its product is annotated as methyltransferase-like protein 24. Bases 1 to 894 code for a protein of 297 amino acids. The transcript has 6 exons. Lineage: Eukaryota; Metazoa; Mollusca; Bivalvia; Pectinida; Pectinidae. The record is from RefSeq and is a predicted model, not a curated record.
AUGGGUGACUACCUCACUGAACAACAACACACGAGAGACCCUAAACGAAAACCGUCUACAACGAUACCCAUAGACCAUUCAAAUGAGAGGAAUUCGACCGAUAUACCACGAAUACCAGUGAUACCGGUGCACCCAGAUGACUGGCAGGACAGCCGUCCGACCCACAACUUGAAUGAGACGAUUACAAAGACAGACUGGUGGAAAGCAGUAUCUUUCCUGGAACUUGAAUACAGGAAGAGACCGGUAGAUUACACUUGUAAGAAUGUCACAAAACGCAGUAACUACGAAGUCUGCUAUGACGAGCAGUUCAAACUAGGCAAACCGUGUUUAGUUUACUCAUUCGGAAUUGCGAACGACUUUUCAUUUGAUGACGAAAUGGCAACGAUAGAUGGAUGUGAAGUGCACUCUUUCGACCCCAGUAUGGGAGUAAAAGAUCACGUGAGGAAAUCAUCGGUCCACUUCCAUAACAUCGGCAUAGGUGGUGUGGUCAUCGAAAACUUAGACGCGCGGAGGGAUAUAUAUGUGACAGAACAACAAACAUGGAUGGUCAUGACACUAAAAACUAUCAUGGCAGCUUUAGGUCACGCAGAUAGGGACAUUGACGUGUUAAAGAUCGAUGUGGAGGGCAGUGAAUGGGAUGUUGUUGAGUAUCUCUUGGAAAACGGAAUGUUACCCAGGAUCAAACAGUUUCUUACGGAGUGGCACAUAUUCAGCAAUUGGCCACAUAGAUCGAAAAACCCGAAAAAUUUGGAACUGUUUAGAAGAAUUCAACAAGCGGGAUUUAAGAAAUUCUCCUCCUACAUGCAUACAUUGAUACAUAAUCCAGAGUGGGUUCAUCUACAGGCCGAUACCUUCUACGUCAACACACUUUAUAACUCGAGCAGGCGCCAUUGAUAUGCAAAACAUUUGUUCAAACUUUAGCGUAUGAAAGAAAUGAUAAUUCAUACAGGUUAUUCUCAAAUUGAAUGACCUGGUACAUGUAUGUUGGUUCUUAAAUUCAGACUCAUAUGAAAUCAAAAUUCGUGGGUACAAAUUAACGUUAUAGGCAUGACAAUAAUUUGUCGGGACAAUUGGUGAAUCAUUUGAUAUUUCUUAUUAU